Bufo gargarizans (Asiatic toad) is the source of this 3405-nucleotide messenger RNA. RefSeq names its product dehydrogenase E1 and transketolase domain containing 1 (gene DHTKD1). Bases 76 to 2841 code for a protein of 921 amino acids. The transcript is spliced from 17 exons. NCBI's taxonomy places the organism in Eukaryota, Metazoa, Chordata, Amphibia, Anura, Bufonidae. Gene Ontology annotation, molecular function: thiamine pyrophosphate binding; oxoglutarate dehydrogenase (succinyl-transferring) activity. The record is from RefSeq and is a predicted model, not a curated record. Gene Ontology annotation, biological process: tricarboxylic acid cycle.
UUUCUAUACUGAGAGUGCGUAGAAGCCUGUAAUUCUAUUAACGCUUUCGUUGCUGCAGUGCCGGCAAACUACAUUAUGUCGGCCUGUCUAUCUGCUCGGGGUGCCGGACUAUGGCGGCCAGCACUGCGCAGGUUCUACCGCACUGAGCGCGGGGUCUAUGGCUACAGACCGAAGAAGAGCGAGGCUGCAGGCAGUCGUGUGAAGGAGGCAGCGGCUAGCGGUGCAGUGGAUCAUGGCCUUGCAAGACUUCUUACAGCUUACCGUGAGCAUGGUCACAAAGCUGCAAAAAUUAACCCAUUGUUUACUGGACAAGCAGUGAUGGAUAUGGUGCCAGAAAUACAGGUACUAAGCGAAAUUCUCCAUGGACCUUUUCGUACAUCAGGCUUAUUAAAUAUAGGAAAAGAGGAAGCGACGCUUGAAGAGGUUCUGGCGUACCUGGAUCACACAUAUUGUGGACAGGUUUCUGUGGAAACAAGCCAGUUACAGAACUUAGAAGAGCGGGAAUGGUUUUCCAGAAGAUUUGAAGAGUUAAAGCAUGAAACCUUUUCAACAGAAGAGAAGAAAAAUUUGGCAAAGCUGAUGCUUGAAUGCCAGGAAUUUGAUCAUUUUUUGGCUACUAAAUUUUCAACUGUAAAACGAUAUGGAGGAGAGGGCGCAGAAAGCAUGAUGGGUUUCUUCCAUGAGAUGUUUAAAGUGUGUUCUUUCAGUGGUGUCACCGAUGUGAUUAUAGGAAUGCCACACAGAGGGCGGCUUAACCUUCUCACUGGGCUUCUCCAAUUCCCACCUGAGCUAAUGUUUCGGAAAAUGCGUGGCUUAAGCGAGUUCCCAGAAACCUCCCCAGCAAUAGGCGAUGUUCUCUCCCAUUUGACUUCGACAGUUGAUUUGGAUUUUGGAUCAGAUAAGGCUCUUCAUGUCACACUGUUACCAAAUCCUUCACACUUGGAAGCAAUUAACCCGGUCGCUGUUGGCAAAGCUCGUGGAAGGCAACAAUCUUUGUCGGAAGGAGACUACUCUCCAGAUAGCUGUGCACAACCUGGUGACCAAGUUGUAUGUCUUCAGGUUCAUGGUGAUGCUUCUUUUUCUGGUCAAGGCAUCGUUGCUGAGACUUUUACGAUUUCAAGCCUACCUCAUUACCGAAUUGGAGGAAGCAUUCAUUUAAUAGUAAAUAAUCAGUUAGGGUAUACUACCCCAUCAGAUCGUGGUAGAUCUUCAUUGUAUAGCAGUGAUAUCGGCAAAAUUGUUGGUUGUGCUGUAAUUCAUGUUAAUGGAGACUGUCCGGAAGAAGUUGUGCGAGCAACACGACUAGCAGUUGAAUAUCAAAGACUUUUUAGAAAGGACGUAAUUGUGGAUUUAUUGUGCUAUCGGCAGUGGGGCCAUAAUGAGCUGGAUGAGCCCUUUUUUACUAAUCCUGGAAUGUACAAAAUUAUCCGGUCUCGAAAAAGCAUCCCAGAUGUAUAUGCUGAGAGUUUAAUAUCUGAUGGACUAUUGACCACAGAAGAAGUUGGAAAUCUAAAAACUACUUAUUACACUAAAUUAAAUGACCAUCUCGCAAAUAUGACUUUUUUCACACCGCCACCUACCAACCUUCAGGCCAACUGGAGUGAGAUGGUUGAACCAAGUGCUCGGAUAACAACAUGGGACACGGGCAUUCCUGCUGAUUUGCUGAAGUUUAUUGGGGUCAAAUCCGUAGAGGUUCCUGAUGAAAUUCAAAUGCACAGCCAUCUUCUAAAGAUGCAUGCACAGUCUAGAAUACAGAAGCUACAAGAAGGAACAAAGCUAGACUGGGCUACAGCAGAAGCUUUAGCUUUAGGUUCUUUGCUUUGUCAGGGGUUUCAUGUUCGACUAAGUGGGCAAGAUGUAGGACGUGGAACAUUCAGUCAAAGGCAUGCCAUGGUGGUUUGUCAGGAGACUAAUGAAACUUAUAUUCCUCUAAAUCACAUAACAUCUGACCAGAAAGGCUUUUUGGAGGUGAGCAAUAGUGCUUUAUCGGAGGAAGCUGUCCUUGGAUUCGAAUAUGGCAUGAGUAUAGAAAGUCCCAAGUUGCUGCCAAUUUGGGAGGCACAGUUUGGAGAUUUCUUCAAUGGAGCACAGAUAAUAUUUGACACCUUUAUUUCUGGAGGUGAGGCAAAGUGGCUUUUACAGAGUGGACUUGUCAUUCUGCUUCCACAUGGUUAUGAUGGUGCUGGUCCAGAACACUCUUCCUGCCGCAUUGAGCGAUUUUUACAGAUGUGUGACAGCACAGAAGAAGGAGUAGAUGGUGAUGCUGUAAAUAUGUGCGUUGUCCACCCCACAACUCCAGCACAGUACUUUCAUUUAUUACGUCGACAAAUGAUUCGAAAUUUCAGAAAACCUCUAAUUGUGGCCUCUCCAAAAAUGUUGCUCAGACAUCCGGUUGCUGUUUCAAGCUUUGAAGAUAUGGCACCUGGAAGUACAUUUAAGCCUGUUAUAGGAGACCCUCGUGCAGACCCCAAAAGUGUUAGCACAGUGAUUCUCUGUUCUGGGAAACAUUACUAUGCUUUGGCUAAACAGAAAGAAACACUGGCAGAACAGGGACACAAAUUUGCUAUUAUCAGAAUAGAAGAACUAUGUCCAUUUCCGUUAGAUUCACUCCAGCAUGAGUUGGGCAAAUAUUCAAAAGCUAAAGAUUUCAUUUGGAGCCAAGAGGAACCACAAAAUAUGGGUCCUUGCUCAUUUGUUGCACCAAGGUUUGAGAAACAGUUGGGACGGAAGCUACAGCUUGUAAGCAGACCUGCUCUUCCUGCACCCGCAGUGGGAAUCGGAAUGCUACACCAACAGCAACAAGAAGAAAUAAUUAGAAAAACAUUUGUACAACUAGGAUAAAGUACUUUUUCCUGCAUUCAUUUUUGGACUGUAUCCAGACAUGCUUUUGUUUUCUAAAAAUAUUUUGGCAACUGGGUGAAAUCGGCUAAUUCUGCUCUACAAGCCUUCAUUCCUCUCAGGACAGGGAUCAAAACACUAAUCAAGUUUUUACUUUGCUAAAAUCAUACAUUUUAAGCUGCUAGUGGUAAUUGAAUUCUUAAAGGGGUUGUCCACUUUUUUACUAUUGAUGAUCUACCUUCAGGAUAGGUCAUCAAUAUCAGAUCAUCGGGGGUCUGACUUCGGGCAGUCCCAUGGAUCGGCUAUUUUACGAGAAAGCAGUGCUGCCUUCUCUGCUCUGUUUACCUACUGGUCACAGAUAUUGCAGUGACGAGAAGGUGUAGUUAAAAGUAUGGUGUCCCCAUUCACAUCUAUGGGACAGUUCUGUCUAAGCGCAUAGGAAGGAGACUUCCCAUAGAAGUGAAUGGGGACGCUGUACUUGUAAUCACACCUGCUCACCACUGCAAGCAGGUAAACAGAGCAGAGAAGGCUUUCUCUUCAAACAGCUGAUCGGUGGGGGUGUCAGGA